AUGGCUGAAGAUCCUAAAGCUUCAGAUCAACACCAAAUUCUAUCAAUAUUUCAUGAUCACCAACAACCGCCACAAGGUCUCGAGGAGAAAGAUGAUAAUAGUGAACCAAUUAUUCGAAAGGAAGCGGAUGAUUGUCGAACACCGACCUCUCGCGAUCACAAGAUACCUACCAUUCAAAGCUGCCCAACCACACCAAGAAAAAAAGGACAAGCUUUUGUGCGCAAGAGGAAAUUAGCAGUGUUCGAUUUCUUCGAAAGCACCGGGCGUGAAGAGGUAGAGUCCUUCUUCCGCUCUUGCUUUGAAUCUCUUAGUCCUAGGGUUAAGAAGAGAUGUACCAGUAUAUGA
This is a messenger RNA of Prunus armeniaca (apricot), 345 nucleotides long. NCBI's taxonomy places the organism in Eukaryota, Viridiplantae, Streptophyta, Magnoliopsida, Rosales, Rosaceae. The record is from the annotation of a GenBank genome assembly.